Molecule: messenger RNA, 756 nt
Organism: Lichtheimia ornata
Lineage: Eukaryota; Fungi; Mucoromycota; Mucoromycetes; Mucorales; Lichtheimiaceae
Exons: 5
Coding region: 1-756 (251 amino acids)
Biological process (GO): regulation of DNA-templated transcription
Molecular function (GO): sequence-specific DNA binding; DNA-binding transcription factor activity
Source: RefSeq, a predicted model, not a curated record
AUGGGCAAUCAACCGACCGCUUUCAUCAGCAAGCUCUGGGACAUGAUCCAUGAUCCAGGAACCAACGACCUAAUUCGCUGGUCUGAUAUACAUGACAAUACCGUGUAUAUUCUUGAUGUGGCUGCGUUUUCCGAAAAGGUGUUGCCACACUAUUUUGCUCACAGCAAUUGGCCGAGUUUUGUACGUCAACUAAACAUCUAUGGAUUUCGCCGUGUCAAGGAUGAUUCGUCGCGUGGAUCGGAUUCUUAUCAAUUUGCGCAUGAUGACUUUACACGUAGUGGGGGACAAGAGCUUCAUCUUAUCAAGCGAAAGGGGCAAGGAUCAGGGGUUGCUACUACUGGUGGUGCUAAUACAAGUGGCAAUACCAAUGUUAUGGAACGACUUGACAAGUUGUUUGAACAACUCAACGCCUUGGAAUCGGAAUGCGCAUUGGUGGUAUCCGAGACUCAAACAUUGCACAGGAUCUAUGCACAACAACAACAGAUCCUUGCUUGCAUGUUGGAUCUCCUCCAAGAAUUGAAUACACAUCCGGAUCUUGCCGAGGUUCAAAGGCGAUUGCAAUCGGCCCUCGAAACUGCUAAUUUACGUGUCAAUCCUUUGGCCAUGGGUGGUGGUGGUGCAGCACCACCUACCACGCCCCUCCCUUUGAUGCAACAAUUACCAUCCAUUGCCGAGGCUGUGAGAACGGCUAAAGAAACCACUGAUUUACCCCCUCUUCAUGAUUCAACCCAUGACUCAUUCCAGCAACAAGAAUGA